AUGUUAACUAAAUGUAAGUGCGGUUUCUGCUACGUGUAAUUGUUUUUUUAGAUUCUGCCAGGUCACUCCGAAUAUACAUGAAAGGGCGAAACAACUGUCAAUCCCUCCUUCAGCACAGAUUUAUUUCAGAGAAAGCAGACAGUCCUAGUAAGAUAAUUUUUGUUUUUAUUGUCUUGCUUAUAGGCCAUUCGACAACUGUAAAACCUGAAGAACCCCGGUCAAGAAGUGAGUUUGUGGCUUCGAAGAUUGUUGGAAAGCUCGAAGAUCACAGGAACCGAUUAUUUGCUGUUGUUUUCAUAAAUGGGCGUCAAUACAAAGUUAGCGAUGGCGAUAUUAUAGUUGUUGAACAGUCUAUCCCUCUCGAUUUUGGAGAGCGAAUCAAACUUGAGAAGGUAAUUAUUUUUUGGGCUAUGAUUGAACAGAACUGUGUCAUGAACAUCUAUCCAGUGGUGGAUGGUCCAGAUAAUAGUUGUUCCAUCGGAGACGGUGUUGUGUUUGUGCAAAAAUUGAAAAUUUAAAGUUCAAUGGGCCUUUGAAAUGUAAUUAAUUUUUAAGGUCUUGUUGGUUGGUGGAAGCGAAUUUACGUUGCUCGGACGGCCCAUUCUGGAUCCCCAAAUGGCAUCUGUUGAGGCUACGGUUGUGGAAAGGACAACAGCCCAACCAGAGAUCGACUACUUCAGUAAAGAUGGAAAACAGAUUAGGAUCACUAAUUGUAAGUAUAGUUUUCGCUUAAUUUGUCCACUUUUUUCAUUACUCCUAUAUUUGGAUGACGAUCGUUGUUAUUCUUUUAGGGAAGAGCAAAGAACUUACGACAUUGCGAAUAAACAAGAUCAGCGUCGAUUCCACUCAGGUCCAGAGUGUUUAAAUGAUGAUAUUAGGUGUUUCAUUUUGUUUGUUGGAUUUUUCAUAAAUCAUGUGUCCUCGUCUUCCCCGGCCUGGGAAUCUUUACUUCAAGCCUGGGAAAUUAGAUUUGUCGUUUUUGAAUAAGUCUGAACUGGAUUUAUAUUCAAAUGGGGUCCUUUUAUGGAUUCCAAGGUCCAGGAGGUUUCUGGAAAAGAGGAGAAUUGGGUGGGUUUCGAGGGAGGUCUUGAACUCGAUAUGAAUAACUUGAUAUAAACGGGGAAGGGGAUGGUUGUCGCGGCUCGGAGAGGAGUGUCCAUUUCGUUUAAGGAGCGACGUCUCCGAAGACGGAUGGGAUAAGAUGUAGAGCGAACUCCUUACCUCAUCUCUCGGCCGUCUUCAGGAGAUAGUAAUUGCCCGCGAAAACGCCAAAUUGAAUGUAAUUUCCAUACUUUGAAAAACGUGUUUUUCCGCGGCAGAAGGGGCGGUCUUUCGGCCGCGGGAAGAGUUCUCCGUCCCGGCUUGAACCCAGUUUAUCGGACUUCAGGCUGACCCAGUCGAUGGUCAUCCUAAUGACAUGAUGAAGGUAAUUGUCGCCGUCCUGUUUCCCUUCUGUGUGGUGUCGUAUCCAGCCAAGAUACCUAUACGUAGGUUGAAACAAAGUCGAUUACCGCUUCCCAGAGUCGUUCACAACACCUGGGGACAGGGAGCAGGGUGUCAAUUCCAUCCUAAAUUUCACAGUGACCCGUCUCAACAGUGAAACGCAGAAUCCAUUCCUACUGGAUUAUGCGGAUAAGACAUUGAGAAAAGCUGCCGGGGAUGGAUGGGGUGUGAUGCAAGCAGGUAAAGCGCUGACAGCACAUUAAUUCUAUUGUAGUAUGUGAUUCGAUGGAAAACGGGUUUAUGGUUAUGGUGGUCGGUGACAAUCAGCAUCAUCACCAGGCCUAUGUAAACGUCGCCAAUACUAUGGAAAUGCCUCUGAUUAACUGGGAUUUGUCCCACCAACCCAAACUGUACUCUCCAACCACGAAGUAACUCGGAUUACUCAUUAAUGAUUGAUUUAAUUUUUAGUUUUGAAGUUAGUCUAAAGCCUCCGAAUGCAGAAUUGUUAGCCGACUUGAUUGUUCUUAAGAAUUGGGACACGUUUAUUUACAUGCAUGAUGUGGAUAAUGCCGACGAGGCGGCACAGAAUGUUCAACGAAUAUAUGGUCAUCUACAGAAAGUAACAAACAAAACAGUCACAUCCGAGAUACUCCAAAUGACCAGAGAAACUAAGGACUUCUCUGACUUCCUGGUGCAGUUCAACAUACGGAGGGUGGUCAACCGCGGAGAUAGUAAUGUGUGUAUAAAUAUUUAAUGUUAUGUUGUGAAUAUCUUCUGACGGGUGUUUUUCAGCCUUGCCGGGUUAUAAUCGACGCUGCCAGCGCCUUCAGACAACAAGAGAUUCUGAAGUCAAUAAGGGCCGCUCAGUUUAACCAGGCCGACUACCAUUAUGUUCUUGCCAACUUUGUAAGUGGCUAUCGAAAACAGCUAUGAUUUUUUUAGGACCUUCUUCCCUAUGAUGUUGAGAAAUUCCAAAGCGCCAACAUCAAUAUUACCGGGUUCCAGAUCACAGAACGGGAGAGUAUCGAAUAUGAUCAUUUACGUCGCUUCCUUCAUGAACAUGGUCAUCUGGAUGAAGAGGAGAAUAACCAAGACCUCCAGGCACGACUCGCAUUCGUUCAUGAUGCCAUUCUAGUCGCUAAAACGGCAUUAGAAGGGACGUUGAGAAGGAACGAUUCGCUGUUUCAUCACAACUUUCGACACGGCGAAUUGUAUAACCAGGGCUUUCCGGGCCUGUUCUGUCAUCCACAAACAGACAAAAGAAACCCCGGAAGACCGUUUGCACCGUUUGAGCAUGGCCGGGCCAUUCUUCGCGAACUACAUCAGGUAGAUCGUUUGGCGAGUAAAAGCGCAAACAAUUUUUUUAAGAAACAUUACAUAACCUUGCGUACAUUUAUAACCUCAAUGAUGACAAAUUUUAGUUGCGCCUUACUGACGUUGAAGGCGCUUUGACUGGAACAAUAGAAUUCGACAGGAAUGGAGAGAGGAAGAACUUUCAAGUUACAGUAAUCGACCUUGUUUCGAAUCUCAAAAGUUCCUUCAAUAAGAAGGAGAUCUUUGCUUGGAAACAAUCCUUUGGAUUCUUGAAUAACCAGACAGUUGCUCAGCACACAAGAAAACAGUUGAAGGAUAUGGAUCGAGCAAAGAUUGUAAGGGUAGUCAGCACAAUCGUGGAACCAUUUGUAAUGAUAAAGCGAGACUGCGAAAAGUCAAAUGCCACCGAAUGUCUGGGUAAUGCAAAAUUCGAAGGAUUCUGCAUAGAUCUAUUGAAACUAUUGCGUGAUCGGAUACCCGAAUUCAAUUAUGAGAUCCAAUUGAACAAACAAAAUAAGUACGGUGUUAAACAACCCGAUGGCAGCUGGGAUGGACUGGUCGGGGAUUUGUUGAGAGGCGAAGCUGACGUUGCUGUAGCCUCACUUACUAUUAAUCAGGUGAGUAAUUUAAAAUUCAUUAUAUUCUUAAAUCUCAGGACCGCGAAAGAGUUGUCGACUUCAGCAAACCUUAUAUGACCACUGGAAUAUCGAUCAUGAUAAAGAAGCCGGACAAACAAGAGUUUUCUGUCUUCUCUUUCAUGCAGCCCUUGAGCACUGAAAUUUGGAUGUACAUUAUAUUUGCAUAUGUUGGGGUUUCUGUCGUAAUUUUCUUAGUCUCUCGGUUCAGUCCGUAUGAAUGGCGGGUGGAAGAGAUGGCCAAUGGGGGAUUUACCAUUUCCAAUGACUUCUCGGUUUACAAUUGUCUUUGGUUUACUUUAGCCGCCUUUAUGCAACAAGGAACUGACAUCUUGCCAAGGUAGGGGCCUGUUAUGCUUUUUUCUUAUGGUGUUUAGAUCAAUAAGUGGUAGAAUUGCAAGCAGCGCUUGGUGGUUCUUCACGAUGAUCAUAGUGUCUUCUUACACAGCUAAUUUGGCUGCCUUCUUGACAUUGGAGAAAAUGCAAGCGCCAAUCGAAAGUGUGGAGGAUCUGGCUAAACAAACCAAGAUUAAGUAUGGUAUCCAACAAGGGGGAUCAACCGCUCAAUUCUUUAAGGUAGUUCGAUACUUUGUCCAAAAAAGUUAUUUUAGCAUUCCUCCGUACAAACUUACCAAAGAAUGUGGCGAUUCAUGGAAUCGCAAGUCCCCUCAGUAUUCACCAAUAAUUAUGCCGAAGGAAUUGAAAGAGUCCGAACCCACAAAGGAAGAUACGCAUUCCUACUUGAGGCUACCGCCAACGAAUAUGCAAAUACGAGGAAGCCUUGUGACACUAUGAAAGUUGGCGCUAACUUGAAUAGUGUCGGGUAUGGGGUGGCCACGCCUUUUGGAUCCGAAUGGAAGUAGGUUACCUUUUAAGCAUAAAUUAGAGUAUUCUGAUAAAGGUCCUCAUUCAUAUUUUUCUAGAGACUUAAUUAACUUGGCAAUCUUAGCUCUACAAGAACGUGGUGAGCUGAAGAAGCUCGAGAAUAAAUGGUGGUAUGACAGAGGUCAAUGUGAUCAAGGAAUAUCGGCAAGGAUACCCUUUCAUUAAUUAUGUUUCUUUAGGAUGGCUCGAGUGCUAGUCUCAACCUAAGCAAAGUUGCUGGUAUAUUCUAUAUCCUGAUGGGAGGAAUGAUUAUUUCAAUGAUAGCGGCAAUAGGAGAGUUCUUAUACCGAAGUAGGAUUGAAGCUCGAAAAGGCCAAUUGUCAUCAAUGGUAAAACGACAUUUAAUUAAGUGGCCAACUUUCCCAUUUAGAAAAACCUGAAAGCCUCCUUUUACGGUCAAUUACGCCUUUCGAUGCAAGGUGGGGCAGUAGUACACGAGGGGAACAGUGUUCAUGAAGCGUUGACAAAACACAAGGUCAGUUUUCCGAUGCACAAAACUACUAUUUGACUCUAGGCAUCUUCUCUUUUGCCCGCAAAUUAUAAUGAACCUCAACCAGUUGGAGCACUCCCAUCCAAAAAAACCAACAAUUCGGAGUCCAAGACGAACAACCUGCAGAACAACCAUCGAAAUAAUUCCCUUCGGAAAUCUCAUCUCAAAACAUAUAAUACGGCUGUAUAG
Messenger RNA from Bursaphelenchus xylophilus (pine wood nematode), 4956 nucleotides. The record is from the annotation of a GenBank genome assembly. NCBI's taxonomy places the organism in Eukaryota, Metazoa, Nematoda, Chromadorea, Rhabditida, Aphelenchoididae.